AUGCCGUUUGCUCAAGAGUCUCUAGAAUUCCUCGGUGCGAACGUGCUGGAUGAGCAGCUGUUCAUUGUGACGCCGUACCUGAAGAAUGGGAAUGCUCGUGCUUAUAUUGCAUCUAAUCCAGGCUGUGACCGCAUUCUCAUGACUCAACAAAUUAUCCUUGGCCUCGGUUACCUCCACUCGGUCAAGGUCGUACACGGGGAUCUGAAAGCUGUCAACGUUCUCAUCGACGAUGCCAGCAACGCCGUUUUGUGCGACUUCGGCCUAGCCCGUAUCAAGGCAGAUGCUGACAGUCAGACGAACGCGAUGAGUUUGCCCUCAGUUGCUGGCAGUCGGAACUGGAUGGCUCCUGAACGACUACGAGGCGAAAGCCCCAGAGCGCCAUCGGAUGUGUACGCAUUUGGCCUGACCAUGUAUGAGGUAUGUUCUCUUCGUCUACUAUCGAAGCUCGACCUUAAAUUUUAUGCUCAGAUCUACACCGGGGAGAUCCCUUUGAGCGAGGUCGCUGCACAGGACUUUCUUCUGCUCGUGGGCGACCAGAACGUACGGCCGAAGCGUCCGACAAAGGAGGAAGCGUCACAGCUGACGGAUAGUAUCUGGAAGUUAGCGGAUAUGUGCUGGCAGGGACAAGCGAGCAAGAGGCCUGACGCUACCUACAUUGGCAGAGUCUUGGAAGGUAUCAAGCAAACUCUGGUCUGUGUCUUUCUUUUUAUAUUCGCCUAG
Stereum hirsutum FP-91666 SS1 is the source of this 720-nucleotide messenger RNA. Its product is annotated as kinase-like protein. The transcript has 3 exons. Gene Ontology annotation, molecular function: ATP binding; protein kinase activity. Gene Ontology annotation, biological process: protein phosphorylation. Lineage: Eukaryota; Fungi; Basidiomycota; Agaricomycetes; Russulales; Stereaceae. The coding region runs from base 1 to 720 and encodes 239 amino acids. The record is from RefSeq and is a predicted model, not a curated record.